Molecule: messenger RNA, 573 nt
Organism: Scheffersomyces amazonensis
Lineage: Eukaryota; Fungi; Ascomycota; Pichiomycetes; Serinales; Debaryomycetaceae
Exons: 1
Coding region: 1-573 (190 amino acids)
Biological process (GO): mitochondrial respiratory chain complex I assembly
Cellular component (GO): membrane; mitochondrion
Source: RefSeq, a predicted model, not a curated record
AUGUCGGAUCCAAUGAGAUCAAAGUAUCCCAUGUGGAAACUUGCCCUUCAUAAGUUCCAGGCCAGACGAGAUAUACCCUUUCGAAGAAAGUUCUUCAUAGGCUAUGAUCUUUUUGGUAAUACUUAUUGGGAAUUCACUAUCGACGGCAAUUUACAACGAUUAAGAAGGAAAAUGGAACCAUAUAAGGAACAACUCUUCAAAGUGGAUUAUUUUUCAACUGUACCACCUCCCUGGUUACAAUGGUUAAGACGUACAAGAUAUGAUGCUCCUACCCUUCAAGAAUUAAUUGAAGAACAAUCAAGACAAGAAAGAAUUAAGUUAUUGGCUCAAAAUGCUGAUGCCAAGUGGUAUAAUGCGAAAUUAAAGUUGGAUGAGGAACAAAGAUUGAAAUUGGCAGAUGAAAUAGCGAGAAGUGAACAAGAGGCUCAACUGUUCAAACAGAAGUAUGCUAGUGAAACAGAAAAAGAAACAGAAAAAGAAAAAGAUGUAGAUGUAGAUCCCUGGAAACAAUCCGAGGAAUCAAAGAACGAAGAUCCGAUUCAAUCGACUUCCAUAAAACCUGGUUCCAGGUAG